Messenger RNA from Exaiptasia diaphana, 1042 nucleotides. RefSeq names its product sodium-dependent neutral amino acid transporter B(0)AT1-like. Gene Ontology annotation, cellular component: membrane. Gene Ontology annotation, biological process: sodium ion transmembrane transport. The transcript is spliced from 3 exons. The record is from RefSeq and is a predicted model, not a curated record. The annotation marks the transcript as partial. NCBI's taxonomy places the organism in Eukaryota, Metazoa, Cnidaria, Anthozoa, Actiniaria, Aiptasiidae.
CGGUUUUUAUCUCUAGAUUCACUCCUAACAUUUAAAUACUUAAGAGCUACCUAACUGUCUAAGCGCAUUACGAUGGGGGAUACCCAACACACCAAGGACAGAGAUUUAGGCAAUGGCGUCUACCACCGCAAUUCUYAUCCAACAUCACCUAAUAUCAUCCGRGCAGAGAAUUCCAAACCAACGAAAAGUAAAAAUCUCUCUUGGUCUGACGAUGCUUUAGUACACUUGAACAAUCACGAGCAAAACGGAAUKCYUCCUACAGACAUCACUCCUCUCAACGGAACAGCAAAUAAGGGAUUUACCAGCUCACAUAUGCCCUCAUGCUUUCUUGAAAUUCCUGUUGGUACCUUACACAAAGGAACUUGUUCAAAUUACCAYACCAGACAUAGUUACCCACAUAAUUUUUACCUUCGAAGGCAUAGUGACUUUAUAGAACUUAUGAAAACUCGRCGACUCGAAUCUUUAAGACAAAAAGCAGAGAUAAAACAAAGAACUGAAAUGUCUAACGCUCUUAUUGAACAGUUCAGAUCUAGAGACAAACCAUUUAGGAGUACGUUGGAUUAUUAUAGCGUGGUUCUGACUUUUGUCAUUGGAUUGGGGAACGUGCUUCGAUUCUCCCACCUCUGCCACCAAAAUGGAGGAGGUGCAUUUUUUAUCCCGUAUUUCGUAAUGCUCUUCGUUGAGGGUAUUCCACURUGUUGCCUCGAAAUGGCUGUUGGUCAAAGAUAUGGAAAAUCGUCUUUGUUUAAAGCUUGGAGUAGUCUAGAUCCAUGCCUCGUCGGACUCGGGCUUUCUGCAUUCGCGAUUAUCCUUAUAUGUCUGUCUUACUACAAUGUCAUGGUMUCGUGGUGUUUAUAUUUUGCGGUGCAAUCACUAAGGGAUUCGAUUCUAUGGGAACCUUGUGUUAAAAAGAGCAAUCGGACAUUUGGAGUCCAGGACGUCAAUCAAGAAUGCGUCACGUCUGGAUCGGAAAAGUAUUUUUGGUAUAGAGAGUCGUUAAACGUUGCAGAUAAUAUAAAUGAAUUUUCAGGUAAUGUGGAAU